Molecule: messenger RNA, 4458 nt
Organism: Nilaparvata lugens (brown planthopper)
Lineage: Eukaryota; Metazoa; Arthropoda; Insecta; Hemiptera; Delphacidae
Exons: 3
Coding region: 167-757 (196 amino acids)
Source: RefSeq, a predicted model, not a curated record
AAGCCCAGCUGUUCUUUGAAUUUGAAGUUGUGUUUGUAGUUGUAAAUAAUUGAGCUGAUUAGAAUUUGAAUGUUGUUGUGUUAAUUACCUGCCAAUUUUCCAAAACUGUAACGUGUCUCAUUAAAAUUUCAAUAGUUUUUAAGUAAUUUAUGAUCGAGUGAUAUUCAUGAUUCGCUCACAAGUGUCCAACAGAUCCAACUCAAUGACUGAAAGACGUAUUUCUGAAUCCAGUCGCACCUCUGCAGUGCGAUUCAGCCUGACUGACAUCCGUAUCAAAGACAACGAAAUCACCGUUGACCAAACCAAAGCUGAUGAAUUCAUGGUGCAUCUCGGCUUCCUCCAACACGAAGUCCGCUACAAGGUGACCAUUCCGAUUCCCAAGGAGCAGAUGCCCCUCAAGGACUGUCAGUCGUACAGCUACGUGGGGUCAGCCGCACCCCAAACGGCCGCCGGGGGGUCUGGUGGACCCCUUAUCACCCAUUUCAACCUGUCGCAUGACGCUGAUAACUUCUACUUGAAUUUUGAAAUUAGCGCCAUCACUGAGACAACGCUUACUGACGUCAUACAGCUAAGAGUCGAGAACAGCGAUGCGGUCAUCACGUUUCUGCUCACCGCUAAUGUCUUGGGCACAGGGAAAGGCACGCCACUGUUGAAAAACGGCAUCCACGUGAUUGAAGUUCCUCACCACUUGAAAGAGUGCACAGAAUAUCCGCGCACCAGAAUUGUAGAUGGCGCCACUUCCGAAGAUUCGUCGUGAUCGGUUUCAACUUUGGCCGAAGUCAGCGAAUUCUUAACUCGUCACAACAUCUAGUUACAACUUGGCUACUGAUCAGUAGAUCGGUUUCAACGAUUUGCCGAAGUCAGAAUAUGACAAUUCAUCAUGUUAAGUUACAACUACUGAACAUAUCUCCCAUCAGUACUACAGAAGUUGUGAGUCUAUCCAAACAUUUUACUUUUGUCUCCAUUAAAGAUUGGUAAAAUUAUUUGGAAGGUGUUGCGUUUUCGUUGUAGAUUAUCAAUUUAUUAAUUAUUGGCAAAAUUAUUUGAAAGGUUUUUCUUUUUUGUUAUAGAUUACUAAUCCAUAAUUAAUCUUCAAUAAUUUCUGUUGAUAUUGAUAAUGACAAAACAUUCAGUUGAUGAAUGAAUUUUUAAUCAUGAUUAUUCUAUAGCUAUGUUGACUGAUGACUGUAGUGAGAUUUACUUCAAACUGAAGUAAACAAAUAACAUUAAUGAAUGUAAGCCCUUCUCCUUAAUCAUUGGUGACAGUCUGAAGUGAAUGUCACUUUAGACUGUACUUCUAAACGAUACUGAAACACAAUCUGUGGUGAAAACGAAUUAGUUGCCCAGCAGUCAAUACCAGCAAGGCAUGGCCGUAUAUUUAACAAUCUUUUAAAUUACUAUUAUUUCUUAUACUCUCUUUUCGAGGACCCCUGUUGAAUAAACCUCACUCUGGCUUAUUUACAUAAAUUUCAUUUAUAAGAUAAUGUUGUUGAGACUAGUUUAGUAGUUUGUAAUGGUAAUUGGUUUGUAAUUCUAUUACUAUUUUCAUUAUCAAACUGUAAUGAAUUUCGGUUUACCAACUAAUUAUCACAAAUGCAAUACUAUUCAAGUCUUACAAAUUCAAACAAUUAAUUCUCCAUUGUCUCUCCAAAUGACAUCUUAAGAACUCGCCUUUUUCUGACUAUGUAUAUCAAUCUCAUUUAUAAAAUAAUGUUAUCUAUUACUUGUAAUUAUUUCUUAUUUCAUUACAAAGUUGUGAUAACUCUGAUGAACUAUUUGUAACAAUGACCUGUUGGUACGAUAAACUUACUUUGACAUAGUAAAGAAACCUAGAUUUUUAGUAUACACAAAACCAUGUCAUAUUACAAAUUGAAUGCUUCCAUUCAAUUUAUUUCUAAAUAUCUUUCAUCAGAAAUAAAAGUAAUGAUAAUUUUGCUAGACUAUUUACGUAUUACAAUAUUAAAACAUGGUAUUUGAGCAGCUUCUUCACGAAUGCCUUCCUCAUGCAGGUGCAGGCCAAGACCUUAAAUCUUAUAAGGAGAUCUUAAAUCUCUAUAAAUUUCUCCAUUUCACGUAUUUCUCCAGAACACCUCUAUUAUCAUUUCUCAAAAUAAUUUUGUAUAGGUUAGCUGAAUAUAGUUGAACAAGUAAGUUUUCCAAGAUAUUCAGUAUAUUUAUUUUUGUGGAAAAACGUUGUUGUAUUCUCCCUUAAUCUUCCUCAAUAAAUUGAUUAACAAAAAAUGUAAUCCAAUUCAAAAUUGUUGAAAUGAAUGCAUUCACAAACAUUAGAUUCGCCUCGCCAUAAAGUCAAUUACUAGUCGAACUCAUUCAAAUGCUGCCUGAAAAGAAAUUAGCAUUGGUCCUUAUGAGAGUGUUCACACAUGUGCAGAGUGCUCAAGUGUAAACACUCCCAUAAUAACUGAUAUUCAUUUUCUGCCUAUCUCCAGAAAUUAAUUAGAAACCACUUUUAGUCAAAUAUAAUAGUAAGAAGAAUUAUGAUAAUCUUGAAUCUGAAAAUUCGCAAUUUAGAUUCCAAAACUUGAUACUCAAUCUUUGAAUAUAGUUAGAGUAUAAUGCAUUUGUACUUAUUAUCUUAUUACGAUCUACAUCAACAGUAUUAUAUUAAGAAAUUAAUAAUAUUAAUAUAAUAGUAGAUAUUAUGUAGUUUUCGACCGAUGGGACCCCUAUGAUCACAAGUAUUUCUGUGUUCGGUUUUAUGAUAUCUAUUCUAAAAUGUGGGUGUUUAAAUUACAGUAUAUUAUAAAUGUAAUAAUUUAUUAAUAGUUUAAUGACUCAUCUUCAUACAUCAUGAAAUAUUUUUGAGGAACUGUUUUAAAUUGCUUUUUUGAAUAAGGAAUUCAUUCUGAAUCUUAUAUACGGAAAUAUGUGCACAAUAUAACUUAUAUUGUACUAAUAUAUUAGUACAGCUGUAGUAGAUUAUUAUCAAAAAUUAAGUACUAUCAAUAUAAAAAAAACGUCUCGUUCAUAAUUCAAAAAUUGUAAUAAUUCAUUUCAUACCUUAAAUAUGAAAAGAUGUGCACAAUAUGUCUAAAAAGUUAGUUCAUCUAGUAUAAUUAUUAUUGAAAAUGUGUUCAUAUAAUAUAUAACAUAUCAAUUAAUUUUAAAAUCCGGCGGGGCUCAAUUUGGCAGAUGCAGUGAGAUUCCCUCCUAUUUGUCAGCAUUCCUCAUAAAUACUAUCAAUGCUUCCCAUUCGAACAUUGUUGACAUUUCAAGCGCUAUGGUUAAUGUUGGGUUUAAAUUUCUUUGUCUCAGAGAUUGUUUCUUGAUAUCAAUAUGUUCGAAAAUCUUCCACAUUUCAUUUCUUUAUGAGUAUCUUUCAUAUUUUAUAAGUACAUGUUUUGUCCUACUCUUCUCUAUGCUCAAACUAUAUACUUAAAUAGUAAUGUUCUGCAAUAAUAAUUCAAUAUCACGUAUAGCUAGAUCCACUGUGAACUGUCAGCAUUGAAUAGAAAAUAUGUUAUUUAUAAAAUAUGCGAACAGUUCAAAGUGCGUCUUAUUAUAGAUAAUACUGUACGUACUCGUAGUUGGCUGUUGACUUUUAAGAGACUAUGAUGAAUCAAUAUGUGAUGAUAGUAUGUGUUACAAGUGAUACUACUUGACGUUUUAGUAACUAAUUAUUCUUGUUUUAUAUAGGAUGGCAACUUGUUUAUAGAUAUUUUUAACUGGUUUUAACAAUGAUUACAUUAUCUUUGAUCAGAAACUUAUGACUGUUGAUUGAUGCAGGACUGGCUAAUAUUAUUGGAAAUUACUGUGGAAAUCCUACUACUGUAGUUGUAAGAUAUCAGUUUUGUUGGAAUAUUAGAGUUUAAGAAUUUUGUUAAGGCUACUAUUGACAGAAUCAGUUUUACUAUAAUUGUUGAGAGUAAUUUGUGUAAAAAUUUUACUAGUUCUCAGAGAAAAUUUUAUAAAAUAUAAUUACUGCUGUUGAAGAAUUAUUUUUGAUGGAAAUUUUGACUUUCCUCUAAUCUAAUUUGCAAAAGUUAUAUUUACAUUGUAUCUCAUACUAGACUUCUGCGUUUUCCAUUAUUUGUCAAUUUGUAAAGUUCUCCAGUGUCGUUUUUCAAUAUUGAUCAUUAAUUCAACAACCCAUUCACUAAUGCAUUUUUUGCAUCAUAAUACAUGUAGUGUCAAAAGAUUCACCAAUUCAACUGAACCUCGCAGCUUCUAAUUAGUCUUGUAAAAAAUAUAUGUAUUUACUUGUUUUCAAAUUUGUUAGUUACUUUUAACUUGGUGUAAAAGUCAGUACAGUUAACAAAAUUAAUUUUUGAUUAUGAACUUCUUCCAAGUUUUGCUCAUUAGUCUGAACCAGAACUGAAGAUGUUAAAUGAUUUGCCAUUUCAGUAUUUCUAAAAAGUAAAAGGAAAUUUAGCCAUAAUAGUUUGUAUUGUUUGUCCAUUAUUUUCGAAUUUAAAAUGUAAUUAAAGCUUAUUGAUUCAA